GGGGGGAAAAAGGUGGAAAUUAAAAAUAAAACCAACGGUCCAUUCACGUCAUCACAAGUGGACGGCAGAGUACGCAAUUGUAAACAACGAGUGACGUCACCUCGGCGGGCGACGAAGCUUCGCGUACAAAAAAAAGAAAUGCCGCGGUUCGGGUCGGCAGGUUGCUAAUGUCUCCGGGUGUCUUCAUGUGGAUCGUUGCGGGUUUUUUUAAACACGUGUAAAAUUCUGUAAAAACUGAACUUCUUAUCUCUUCGGUUGUCAGGUACAGCAGCAACAAAAAACGAGAUAUUGAACCAUUAAAAUCAAUACGAGGACCGGUAAGACUGCUGCUUUACACAAGUUAGCAAGUCGUACAGAAAAUUAAGCAUUUAAAUUUAAUUUUGCUGAACCAGGGGAGUAAAACAUGACAACUCUAACGAGGCAAGAUCUCAAUUUUGGGCAAGUGGUUGCUGACAUUCUGUGUGAAUUCCUGGAGGUCGCUAUUCAUCUCAUCCUGUAUGUCCGUGAGGUUUAUCCCUCUGGGAUAUUUCAGAAGCGAAAGAAGUACAACGUGCCUGUGCAGAUGUCAUGUCACCCAGAGCUGAAUCAGUAUAUCCAAGAUACACUACACUGUAUAAAGCCACUCAUUGAAAAGAACGAUGCAGAGAAGGUGGUUGUGGUCAUCAUGGACAAAGAGCAUCAUCCAGUAGAGAGAUUUGUUUUCGAGAUUUCCCAGCCACCACUGCUCUCCAUCAGCUCAGACACGUUGCUGUCACACGUGGAGCAGCUGCUGAGGGCGUUCAUCCUGAAGAUCAGCGUGUGUGAUGCUGUUUUAAAUAGUAAUCCACCAGGGUGUUCGUUUACAGUACUAGUACAUACCAGAGAUGCUGCUACUCGCAAUAUGGAGAAGGUUCAAGUAAUUAAGGAUUUUCCAUGGAUAGUCGCUGAUGAGCAAGAAGUCCACAUGCAGGAGCCUAGACUCAUUCCACUAAAGACUAUGACUUCUGAUAUAGUAAAGAUGCAGCUGUAUGUGGAAGAGAGAGCCCAGAAAACAUAGAUGCUUUCUUAGCAGAAACCAUGCUGCAGGAGAUAAUCUGUGACACCAGGGAAUCCCAGGCAGAAUCUUCAACACAGCCUAUCAGUGCUGAAUUGAUGAGUUGUUGAGGAACACAUGGGGAGAGAGUGAUGUUCCCUGUGAAAUGUAUUUUUAUGAGGUCCAUUAACUUUGCUUCUGGCGGCGUUAAAGGUUGGACUCGCACACUGGGUUGAUAGAAGUCCUUUAUCAUCAGCGUGGGCCAUUUUCUCAUUCCACAUAAAUGCGUGAUUAUGGUUCUGUUUGUGAAAUUCUGGGCCGUUGGUUAAAAUGUAUAUAUUUUUAAUUUAUUUCCCGUUAUGUGCCAGGAAAGUCUUUCAGCUCUUCAUCACACUCCACUGCUAAAUAUCAUCCUUUUUGCUGAUAGCAGUCAAGUCUGAUAUUGUCAUGAAUGUGGUCAGUGUAGCUGUGCAUCCGUGCUGAUACGUAAUGUAUUUUGUUGUUUUUUGAAUGGAGAUUUUUAGGGUGGAAGAGUAACAUCUGAAAUCUGAAUCUUUUAACAAGUUGAAGUCAUACAAACAGGUGGUUAAUUCCACCAAGGGGCAAAAAACAAACCAAGUGCUACAGGAGGAAAUCUAACAAAAACCAAUAAUGUGCGAGAAAUAAACUAACACAGGGAAAAUGGGGAAAACAGUUUGUCUUUGUACAACCGAGCUGUCUGCUUUCAAUCUGCCGUUUGGGAAAUGAUGCACAGGAGGUCUAAAUACCACGGAGACCGAUUAGCUACAUGAAGUGUCUCACAAAGUAGUUCUGGCACAAGAAUAUGAGUUUUCCUGUCUGACAGCAGAUCAUUUAUGGUCUGCAUAACAAUAGCUAGAAUACCACAUUAACACAAGAUCUUCAGCCUUGCAUGCAACUGAACUGUUUACAAUGCUUUUAAAUGUAAAUGGUUGGUAUUGUUUGCACAAUGAUUCAUAGGCAUUAACUUUCAUGUCAGUUUAGCCCUUAAUAAACUUAAAGCUUAAACUUAAUUUGUAUCGUUUGCAGGAUUGUGUCAUAUGAAACCAAAAGACACUUCAUAGAUUUAAAAUAUUAAAAUGAUCUGAUACCACACGAACACGACAGGCUCUCUAAAGUUCAGUUCAUUAAGAAAACACAGAGGUUGUGUUCUUUUAUGAAAAACAGAGAUAGCUUAGAUUGAGUUGAGGUUUAAAAAUAGAUCACUUUUUAGCAUAAAAGUAAAAAAGUAGGUUUUUAAACAUCCAUUUUGUCUUUACUGCUUAUGUACUGGAGUAUGUGUGUGGAGUAGAUGUGUUAAAUACAAAUGUAUUAAAGGAAGCUGAGAUCCAAAACUGUUGAAGCUGCAGUUGUUCAGAACAGUUGGGAAGAAACUGAACAAAAGCAGAAGGUCUGGAUGAGUUUGAGUGUCACUAAAAGACCAGCAGUAGCAAACAUUAAACUUACUCAGUCAACUUCCACAGUGGCUGAUCUUCAAAUGACUCACAAAUGUUUGUCUAAACUAUUGCUCACCCUCAGUCUAAACCAAGGUGAUCUAAGACUCCUGCAGUCCACAGAAAUACCACAGUCAGUAGAUCCAAAGGUAUCUCCUGCCCAAAGGAGUUUAUCUCUAGUUAUCAGUUUGGACAAAAAAACAGCCUGAUAUUUUUGGAGAAGGAUAUGAAUGAAUAUUUUACACUUCAUAGAACAUCAUGUAAUGAUAUAACUCCAUUUUCAUGUGCUGUAGUAUCAGUAUGAACCAUGAAUUUGUAGAUUUUCUGAUCACAAUAAAUCCGAUUCAGUCACAGCUCA
This is a messenger RNA of Haplochromis burtoni (Burton's mouthbrooder), 2821 nucleotides long. It is a transcript of the gene mad2l2, whose product is annotated as mitotic arrest deficient 2 like 2. The record is from RefSeq and is a predicted model, not a curated record. The coding region runs from base 404 to 1036 and encodes 210 amino acids. Gene Ontology annotation, cellular component: zeta DNA polymerase complex. NCBI's taxonomy places the organism in Eukaryota, Metazoa, Chordata, Actinopteri, Cichliformes, Cichlidae. The transcript has 8 exons.